CCUUCUUCGCGGUCACAGUACUAACUGGGCUACAGUGCUGGUUGGGCCGUAUAACGAAUCAACGACGAGUGACUGAGUUGAGAAUUUUUGCGAGCGGAGUUGUUUCAGUUGUUUUAUCGCUUUGUCGGUUUGUUUAUUACGUUAAGUGAUUCCGACGAUUCGCGGGGAUCUUAUUGAGUUUUCCUCUUCCUAAUUGUUUUCCUUUCUUGACCAUUUUCCUUUAAUUUUUACCCAGACCCGUUUUACAACUCCAUAGUUAGUGCGGUCUCCCGUUCGACAUGCAAGACGCUGAAGCCUCUUGCGAAAGCGAGGAGGGGAUUCCCGAAUCGCUUUCCUCGCCGAACUUUUCGUCUUCUUUAGACAUAUCCGUUCAGCCAAAUUUUUCUUCGGAAAAAAUUAUAGUUCCAUUGGAUCAGUUUUCGGAAUUUGUUUUGCGCCAUGGCAGUACAGAAUCACAUGAUCAACAUGGUGUCGCAGAGAGGGCUGCCUCCAGUUAUAAUGGAAGUAAUGUACGAAAACGAGCAUCAAUAGCAGCCUCCGGCAGUCCGGAAAGGAAAAGAGCUUCCGAGACCGCGGAUGCGGAUAAGGCCUCAAAGGGGGGGUCAGAACAAACAAGAUAUUCAGGCGAGUCGGACUUCAAAAAUCAGGUUAGACACGAAGUCACACCAUUUUUGCCGAAGACCAGGAUAUGCUACGCCUGCUUCAGGGUGGGACAUGUUAGUAGCAGCUGUAAGGGGAAACCACGUUGUAUGGUUUGUGGCAAGGAUAAACACACGGAAUCGAAUCCAUGUUUGGUAAGCAAUGAAACUCCGAUUUGCGUAAAUUGUAGCGGAGGGCAUCUCCCCACCUAUCCUUUUUGUCCGGCGGUCAUUCAACAUAAGAAAAUCACGGCCCUUGCUGCCGCUGAGAAUAUUUCUUUUUCCGAUGCCAAACGUAGGAUACAGGGUACGUCCUUUAACACUAGGAUUAACCCGGUGUAUGAUUUCCGCAAUUUUCCUAUAUUACCAGGGUCGACAUCGUUUCCGACAAGUAAUGGCGAUCAGGUUCCUUAUAAUAAUCGUUUUUCGCCGCUUCAAUCUUUUCAGGAACCAGACGGUCAGGAUGGUUAUUCUUACGCGGCGGCCACAGCCUAUAGAAGGCCGGCUCCUCUUCCGAGCACUUUUGUACCUCAACCUUCUCAGCGUAGCCAUUUUGACGUUUCACGAAAGCACUCAGCAGGACACCGUCCAGGCGCUCCUGCCCCCGACAUACUUUACCCUAAUGGUAGACCUCCGUCUUCUGGGCCAAAUGGGGUUGCCUUGCAGGCGCAGGUUCAGGCUCCUCCUCCACGUGCAGACUUGUUCCCCCCGUCGCGACAUUUAGGUUCACUUUCGGAGACACACGGGUCGGGCACGUUCUCAGCCCCUGACUUAGGUUUUCAUCCACGCGAAACUCAUGUUCCUGGCGAUUGGUUAGACUCUAUUUGGCGGAUGAUACAAACCAAAUUGGAAGAAUUUGUCAAAUUUCAUUUGUUGCCUUCGUUAAAUAUAGGCCAGUUUUUGUUAAAUUCCGUUUCGGAUAACGCCGUUCAAGUAACUCAAGACAGCAAUCAUGUUGGUUAUGACUAAUUCCAAACAGCGUUCGAAUCACAUUAGACUGUUACAAUGGAAUUGUAGAGGCUUGAAGGGGAAAUUACCCGAGCUACAACACAUCGCUCAGCAAUAUGAUAUUAUUUGUUUACAAGAAACGAUUUUGAAGGUUGACAGUAGAAUUAAAAUACAAGGUUUUGAUUUCAUCAGAGGCACUUCUAUCAGUAUUAGGGAUAGGGGCGUCGGAAUUUUCAUACGCAAUACUUUGCAAUAUUCUUUAUCUACGCCUAUCGCAAUUGCUCAUUCAUCUAUAGAAACUUCAUUUGUUUCAGUUCAGUUAGAUUCAGAUCAUUUGGUCAUUAUGAAUGUAUAUCGACAUCCAAACACGGAGACCCCGUCAAACAUUCUUGCCAGAUUAUUUGAUUAUUCUCGUAGUUUUAAAUUUUUUGUUAUUCUUGGCGAUUUUAAUGCACA
Ooceraea biroi (clonal raider ant) is the source of this 2042-nucleotide messenger RNA. RefSeq lists its product as uncharacterized. The record is from RefSeq and is a predicted model, not a curated record. Gene Ontology annotation, molecular function: zinc ion binding; nucleic acid binding. Lineage: Eukaryota; Metazoa; Arthropoda; Insecta; Hymenoptera; Formicidae.